Molecule: messenger RNA, 1623 nt
Organism: Schizosaccharomyces octosporus yFS286
Lineage: Eukaryota; Fungi; Ascomycota; Schizosaccharomycetes; Schizosaccharomycetales; Schizosaccharomycetaceae
Product: Man5GlcNac2-PP-Dol translocation protein Rft1
Exons: 1
Coding region: 1-1623 (540 amino acids)
Biological process (GO): dolichol-linked oligosaccharide biosynthetic process; glycolipid translocation
Cellular component (GO): endoplasmic reticulum membrane
Source: RefSeq, a predicted model, not a curated record
AUGGCACCAAAUGAACACUUUAGCCCUUCCAAGAUGUCUACAUCGGACUCAUUGUUGGAAUCUUCUUCUAGGGGACUCGGAUCUUCCAUCUUUUUUCAAAGCAUUUCUCGAGGUUUGACAUUCGUCUUAAAUCAGCUAACGAUUCGAUUCACAAGUCCUCGGGCAUAUGCGUAUUCAUCCAUUCAUUUUGAAAUUCUGAGAAGUACGAUUUUGUUUAUAAGUAGGGAAUCCGUUCGUCUUGCUAUGCAACGUAUGCCUUCCCAAGAAAACUGCCUUGAAGAUACAACGGAAUUACCAAUCCCCGACUCCAAGUACCGUUCGGGAAGAUUAUUACUUGUUAAAAAUGCUUCUUUGAUCACUGUUUAUGUUGGUAUAGUUGUUUCCACUCUUGUGGCCCUGUUUUAUUUAUAUGCUAUGCCAACGUUUCCAUACAAGACCACCUGUAUAUUGUUGUACUCUUUUGCCAGUUUACUCUACCUCCUGUCGGAGCCCUAUUAUCAAAUACUGCAUUGGAAGCGGCAAUAUUCUCCCACUGCCUCUGCUGAAGGUCUAGGAACUAUUUCCAAUACAAUAACCUCAUUCUCUAUUUUUCUUGUGUUUCAAAACAGAAACCUUUCCGUCCUUCCUUUUGCUCUCGGAACACUUAUGGAAUCUGUGGUUUAUUUCAUCUCUUUAUAUUCAACUGCUAAUGAAAAGUCACUAUUCAUUCUGCCUCGACGAGUUUUACAUGAUGGGAAAUCGAUUUUAUGGGAACGGUCUUUCCUUGGUGUCAUUUCUUCGCAUUCGUUUCAUCUUUUACUCAAGCAUUUGAUGACAACGGGUGACAAAAUCAUGAUUGCUUGGUAUGCUGCACCUUCCGUACAAGGACCCUACGCGUUAGCAUCAAAUUACGGGUCUCUAAUUGCCAGAAUUUUGUUUCGACCAGUAGAAGAGCAUUCUCGAAUUGUAUUUGCUCAACUGACACAUUCGCCCGAAAAAGGGGACCAAAAGAAAGCAACUACUCUUCUUCUUUGGAUACUGAAAUUGUACUUUUAUUUAACUAUGUUUGUCGUUUUUGGGUAUAACUAUGCAAAUAUCGUUUUGAAAUUUGGAGCUGGUAAACAAUGGGCCUCCGAUGAAAGCGCUGGUGUUUUAUCUUGGUAUGCAUUUUACAUUCCAUUUAUGGCAGUAAAUGGCGUUUUGGAAGCUUUCUUCGUAUCUACGGCCAGUUCUUUCGAACUUUUGAGUCAAGGUAGAAUCUUCUUACUUUCUACCAUCUUGUAUUUUGUAAGCGGAAAAGUAUUUUUGGAUUGGUUAUCUUUAGGGGCCCAUGGGCUUGUUUUGGCAAACAUCACAAAUCUUUCAAUCCGUAUCUUGUUUGUUGUACGUUUUGUUCAUAAGAAUUUUCCUCUCUUUGGGUUUUCCAAGUUAAUGCCGCGUCCACUGAUUAUCAUUUUGGCUGUUUUGUUUUCAAUCUUUAGUAGGACUCUUCUGCAUCGAUUUCAAGAGCACAAUAUUGGAUUACUCUUAUUCGUCGCGUCUGCACCCACUUUAGCAAUGAUCUAUGGUGUUGCUAUACUUGUACUCGACAAAGAUGUUUCUACGUUUAUUGUAUCACGACUAAAAAAACCUCAUAGAGAUUAA